UUCCGCGGCAGUCGCCGCGAAGCUUCGUUCGUGUUCACAGCUUUGGAAGCGCCACUAUCUGUCCGUAGCCCGUACCCCGUAGAUUAGUAACACCAAAGGCAGGUUAUCAAAUAAGAUUGGGUUUUGCCUCAAUUUUAAAGUUACUCAUAAUUUCGCCGAUAAGUCAAGGCUAUACUAAAAUUAAGAAACAAACUACGAUGAAUGGAAAUAGAAACCUCUGCCCCUUGGUAAUAUUGGCCGCCCUUUUAGCCUUGGGUGCAAAUGGGGCUCCGCAGCAAGACUCGAACGCGGAGAAAAACAUUCAAGAAAUAUUCAAUACCAAUCCAAGUAUCCCGGCAAACAAUCGACCUUUAACACAGUCACCUACUGGAUUUGGGGUAGUAGUAACACCAGUGCCAAUAGAUCCCUCCAGCCAACUGACGAACUUUAACUCUAUAAGCGGAAAGACGGUUACGUGCAAUUGUGUUCCUUAUUACAAAUGUGACCCGUCUACCAAUAGUGUAACAGAGGACGAGACGUUCGACGGAUUCGGUGUGAUCGAUAUCCGCUUUAACGAUGACGAUCCAGUCUGCCCAUCCUCCGUGGACAUAUGCUGUGCUGGCAACAGGACACGUACUGAGACGCUGAACCCGACGCCGUUGGAUAAACGACCGAACCAGCCCCGGGGCUGCGGCAUUCGCAACGUUGGUGGUUUGGACUUUACGCUCUCCGGUGUCACUCAGAAUGAAGCUGGUUUUGGCGAGUUUCCAUGGACAGUGGCCCUGCUGCACUCUGGCAAUUUUAGCUAUUUCUGUGCCGGUUCACUAAUACACCCGCAGGUGGUUCUGACUGCGGUGCACUGUGUCGAGACUCAUGCUCCGGGGAGCUUGAUGGUCCGCGCUGGCGAGUGGGACUCUCAAACAACUAAAGAGCGUCUCCCCUAUCAAGAUAGAACCGUGCAACGCAUCAUUACACAUCCGCAAUUCAAAAGUCGAAACAUAGCUAAUGAUUAUGCGCUUGUUAUUCUCGCUCAGCCGGUUACUUUGGACGAUCAUAUCAAUGUGGUCUGCUUGCCACGACAAGGUGAAAGUGCCGCUCCUUCCGUUACCUGUACUUCCACUGGCUGGGGCAAGGAUGUAUUCGGAUCUCCGGGAAAAUACAGUGUAAUAAUGAAAAGUGUGCCGCUGCCUGUCGUGGACUUUAACACUUGCCAAACACGACUGCGGGGCACGCGACUUGGCCCUAAGUUUGCCUUGGAUAAGUCAUUUAUGUGCGCAGGCGGCCAGCGCGGCGUGGACACCUGCCAGGGCGAUGGUGGCGCCCCACUUGCCUGCCCCAUUGGACUUGCCUCAGAGAAUCGUUAUCAACAGAGCGGUAUUGUGGCCUGGGGAAUUGGCUGCAAUGAUGAGGUGCCUGCGGCAUAUGCUAACGUGGCAUUGGCCCGAGACUGGAUAGAUCAGCAAAUGUUAGCCAAUGGUUUCGACACAUCGGUGUACUCCGUUUGAUUAAUUUCUGAGCCUACACUUUUCAGUUCAUUUAUUUAGCCUGUUCCUUUUGACAAAUGAUAUUUAAUAAAAUGCUGCAGCUGCAGAAGUCAUUGUGA
Molecule: messenger RNA, 1582 nt
Organism: Drosophila obscura
Lineage: Eukaryota; Metazoa; Arthropoda; Insecta; Diptera; Drosophilidae
Product: phenoloxidase-activating factor 2
Exons: 2
Coding region: 198-1484 (428 amino acids)
Biological process (GO): proteolysis
Molecular function (GO): serine-type endopeptidase activity
Source: RefSeq, a predicted model, not a curated record